GUCGGCCGUGGGUGACAGCGGAAUUGAGCCGUCCGGAGAGGCUACCGACGAGGAACCGACGCGAAAAAGGUGGGAAGAGGAAGGGAAGAGCUCGAUAAACAUUAAUUCCCUGCUUAAUAUUCAAAGUGACAGCCUUGCAAGUUGUAGCUUCCCCGUGCAGCGACACUCCUCUUUUUGUUGAUGACUGAGGUGGCUGAGGAACUCCACAGAAGUAAAGCUGUGCAAAAGAUGGAUGCAGAGCAGCUACUGUCUCUGUCAGGCUCAGCACUGGCACAGGCUAUCAGCUCUCUACUGGAGACCCCCGGCCUCUACGUCUUCUCGGACAUCCUAGAGCUUCCGAAUGUCAGAGAGCUGGAGUCGGGCCCUCAUGCACCAGUGUAUCAGCUCCUCAACCUGUUCGCCUAUGGAACAUACUGCGACUACAAAGAGAGAGCGGCGUCGCUACCGGAGUUGAACCCAGCACAGAGAAACAAACUCCGCCACCUGUCCAUCAUUAGUUUGGCGUCCAACCUCAAGUGCCUGCCCUACUCACUGCUGCUGCAGCAGCUCGAGUUGAAGAACGUGCGCGAGCUGGAGGACCUGCUGAUCGAGGCCAUCUACUGCGACAUCAUCCAGGGCAAACUGGACCAGAGGAACCAGCAGGUGGAGGUGGACUGUAGCAUGGGCCGUGAUCUUGGCCCCAAUGAGCUCCCGAACAUAGUCAACACACUGCAGGAGUGGAGUGCAGGCUGUGAGGCAGUGCUGUGUGGAAUAGAGGAGCAGGUGUCCAGAGCGAACCAGUACAGAGAGAGCCAACUAAAGGUCAAACUCCAGGUGGAGACAGAGGUUUCAAACCUACAGAAAACGUUAAAGGCCAGCUCUGCCUCGCCAUCAUCUGGCCCCGCCCCUGCUGGAGCGGCCUCCAAUCAGGAUGCAGACCAGCCAGCAGAACCACGAGACCCAGCCUCCUCUCAGGAACCACGACAACCGGGCAAAAAGAGUUCAAAGGUCAAAGGGCUGCGUGGCAGUGGGAAGAUCUGGUCCAAGUCUAACUGAGGGGCAGCAACCUGGAGACACCGGCCCUCAUGGAUAUACUCACCUCACUGGCUAACAGACAAUACUGAUGGACAGACAGAUGCAUAAAGCCGAUAUGCAACCAAUAAUUACGGACAAACCCCAGCAAACGCAUACUAUCUCA
Molecule: messenger RNA, 1177 nt
Organism: Lampris incognitus (smalleye Pacific opah)
Lineage: Eukaryota; Metazoa; Chordata; Actinopteri; Lampriformes; Lampridae
Gene: cops7a
Product: COP9 constitutive photomorphogenic homolog subunit 7A
Exons: 9
Coding region: 181-1035 (284 amino acids)
Biological process (GO): COP9 signalosome assembly
Cellular component (GO): COP9 signalosome
Source: RefSeq, a predicted model, not a curated record